Diospyros lotus (date-plum) is the source of this 3142-nucleotide messenger RNA. Its product is annotated as pentatricopeptide repeat-containing protein At2g03380, mitochondrial. NCBI's taxonomy places the organism in Eukaryota, Viridiplantae, Streptophyta, Magnoliopsida, Ericales, Ebenaceae. The transcript has a single exon. The record is from RefSeq and is a predicted model, not a curated record. Gene Ontology annotation, molecular function: RNA binding; protein binding. Gene Ontology annotation, biological process: RNA modification. The coding region runs from base 173 to 2329 and encodes 718 amino acids.
UAUAACUUUCUGAAACGAAUUGGCGCCGCCAAAUUGUGUUACUGUAUUAUGUUUCACACCUUUAGUCGCGUUUGCUGCAACGUCUAACAGCGAAUUCAAGAAGCCAAAAUGGCUGGAUUCGUUGAUGCCCUGCUAACCCACAAAACCGACCAAUCCAGUUGAGAAGAAGAAGAUGAAACUGCUCUCGUCGUUGCGCAGAAACAUUUCAUGCAUCGCUAUAAAGCCUGCCAUUAUCAGACCUCUCCUCCAAUAUAGAACAACUCUGGCUUCCUCGCCAAACCAUCAACACUUUCUAGAAUUGCCAGAAAUUGACCAAACUGUAGCUUCAAUUCGAUCCAUUUCUUCGAACCCAUUCUUUUCUCUUCUGGAUCUCUGCAGAACCAUCUCCUCUCUCAAGAAAAUCCAUGCUUUGCUUGUCGUUCACGGCUUAACCGACGAGAUUCUCUUCCAGACCAAAUUGGUCAGUUUGUAUGGGCAGUUCGGGCAAGCUGGAGCUGCUCGCUUGGUGUUUGAUAGAAUACCAAACCCGGAUAUCUAUUCGUAUAAAGUGAUGAUCAGAUGGUAUUUUUUGAACGACUUGUACUCGGACGUUAUUCAGUUCUACACUUGUUUGAGGAAAUGCCUAAGAGAAAUAGAUAACAUUGUUUUCUCCAUUGUGUUGAAGGCGUGCAGUGAAUUAAGUUAUCUAGACGAAGGAAGAAAAGUCCACUGUGAGAUUCUUAAGGUGGGUAAUCCGGAUAGUUUUGUGUUGACGGGUCUUGUUGAUAUGUACGCCAAGUGUGGUGAGGUUGACUGUUCCCGCGAAGUGUUUGAUGAAACUACUGACAAAAACGUAGUUUCUUGGACUUCGAUGAUUGCUGGGUAUGUGCAGAACAAUUGUACAGAGGAGGGUUUGAUUUUGUUUAAUCAAAUGCGAGAUGGGUUGGUUGAAGGUAACCAAUACACUUUUGGGAGUAUAGUCACAGCAUGCUCAAAGUUAGGAGCAUUACAUCAGGGGAAGUGGGUUCAUGGUUAUAUGAUCAAGAAGGGUAUUGAUUUAAGUUCUCUAUUGAUCACUGCUCUUGUAGACAUGUAUGUCAAGUGUGGAGCCAUAAGAGAUGCGUGUUCUGUGUUCAACGAGCUCGACACCAUUGAUCUUGUCCCGUGGACAGCUAUGAUUGUUGGGUUCACUCAGAACGGCUUUCCAAACGAGGCUUUGAAGUUGUUUACAGACGAGAGAUGGGCUGGUGUUUUGCCUAAUGCUGUUACGGCUGCAAGUGUACUAUCUGCGUGUGCACAGUCGGGCAACUUGAAGAUGGGUAAAUCAAUUCAUAGUCUUGGAAUUAAGCUAGGCAUUGAAGAUGCUACAGUGACAAAUGCUCUUGUAGACAUGUAUGCAAAAUGCCAUACAAUUGAAGAUGCACAUUAUUUGUUUGAGACAGUUUCAGACAAGAACUUAGUUGCUUGGAACUCAAUCAUAUCCGGCUAUUCCCAAAAUGGUUCUGCUUAUGAAGCACUGAAAUUAUUCUCUCAAAUGAGAUCAGCACAUUUGGAGCCAGAUGCAAUCACAGUGGUAACCAUACUCUCAGCUUGUGCGUCCCUCGGUUCUCUGCCACUCGGCUCUUCGCUUCAUGCUUACUCUUUAAAAGGCGGCCUAUUAUCAUCUAGUGUCUACAUUGGCACUGCACUGAUCAAUUUUUACGCAAAAUGUGGUGACACACAGUCUGCUCGUUCAGUUUUCGAUGGGAUGGGGGAGAAGAACAGAAUAACAUGGGCUGCAAUGAUCAGUGGUUACGGGAUGCAAGGGGAUUGUAGCGGUUCCAUUGCAAUUUUCAACGAUAUGUUGAAGGAGAAGUUGGAGCCAAAUGAUGUAAUCUUGACGAGUAUUUUAUCUGCUUGUAGUCACAGAGGUAUGGUAGGGGAAGGAUUGAUGUAUUUCAAUUCAAUGUGCCGGCAAUACAAUUUUGUCCCUUCCAGGAAACAUUAUGUAUGCAUGGUUGAUCUAUUGGCUCGCGCAGGCAGGCUUGAGGAAGCCUGGCAUUUUAUUGAUAGUGUGCCAAUAGAGCCGGAUGUGAGUUUAUUUGGAGCUUUCCUCAAUGGAUGCAACAUCUAUUCAAGGUUCGACCUUGGGGAGGUGGCGGCUACGAGGAUGAUAGAGUUGCACCCUAAUGAAGCUUGUUACUAUGUGCUUUUGUCUAACUUCUAUAUAUCAUGUGGAAGAUGGAAUGAGGCUAGUUGGGUAUGGGAGUUGAUGAAGAAAAGAGGGCUGAGCAAGGACCCUGGAUUUAGCCAAGUAGAGAUUGACAUCGGUACCGAUUCUUCUCCCCCAAUAGUGGCAGCUAUUGCUUAAUUUAUUCGCUUCAUCAGGUAUGUUCGCAUCUAGAGGACCAACUAGGAACAUCAUGAGAGGAUCCAAGUCGUUUAGUUUUUCUCUUCAUGGGGUGUGAUCGACAGGCUUUCCUAGUAAAUACCCAUACAAUUAUCUGGUCAAUUCUUGUAGCACUGCCAUUUUGCUGUGGGAGAGGCAGAGAGCUGUCCUCUUGAAUUUGCCUGUAUUGAUGGUUUUCUCAGCAAUAUUCAUCUGAUUACCCAGUCAGUUCCUGUACCAACUCCUACUACACUUGAUUGAGAAAGAGUUUCUGUUGAUCUUGCUUAGUCAGUGACUGUAAUGGUGCUUUAUAAUACAUAAAUUACAGAAACAGUGAAAAAUUCCAUGCUCAGAAACAAGUUGGGGGAGAAUAUAAUAUUGCUGUACAGCAGAUUGGGGGUUGAAUUAUGAACAAUAAGAUCCUUCGCAGCAGUAUCAACACUGUAUCUUUCUCAAGGUGACACGAAUUUCUCAUGCAUGUCCAAAUCAGUGACUACAGAAAGACUGCUAUGUUCUAGGAUGAAAAGCUGCAGCCAUGACACUCAUAAAGAAGUUGGAUGAAAGCUCAUGAUGCAAAACUGCUUGAACAGAUGUGAGUGACUAAUGAUGAACAAGGGGCGGGCUAUUUUUGUGUUAUCUCCUGUAUGAUUUUGGCCCUAGCAAGGAUCUACCCUUUGUGGUUUUGUAAUGUUUGCAGCGGAUAUAAGAAAUAUCAGUUGCAGAGGCUUGUAACAAAAUCCAAAUUCAGUAUAUAUAAAUUAUUUUUUCCUGUUCAGGAUUUUGUUCGAUUAUCCA